AUGAAGGCAGGGGUUCUGAUUAUAGUGAGUCUGCUUUUAGCCACUACAGUCAACACUGAAGAAAAAGGGGCUCUCACUGUAGGAGGUUACGUGAGAGACGGAAACCGUGGAAAUGAAAACAUUAGUCCAGAAGGUUACGGUGGUUAUGAAGGUUAUGGUGGACAUGGAGGCUACCGAGGAUAUGGAGGAUUAGGUGGUUUUAGAGGUGGUGGUCUUGGAGGUGGUUACGGCGGUGGUCUUGGAGGGGGACUUGGAAGAGGGGGUGGUCUUGGAGGAGGGGGUGGUUUCGGAGGAGGGGGUGGUUUCGGAGGAGGUUAUGGAGGAGGCCUUGGAAGAGGCAUAGGACGGGGUCUUGGAGGUGGUUAUGGCGGUGGAGGUGGAUUUGGUUUUGGAGGAGGUGCUGGCGGUGGUUUAGGAGGCGGUUUGAGACGAGGUGGUUUUGGACAUUCUAAAUGUUGCGGUUAA
This is a messenger RNA of Limulus polyphemus (Atlantic horseshoe crab), 465 nucleotides long. Its product is annotated as glycine-rich cell wall structural protein-like. The coding region runs from base 1 to 465 and encodes 154 amino acids. NCBI's taxonomy places the organism in Eukaryota, Metazoa, Arthropoda, Merostomata, Xiphosura, Limulidae. The record is from RefSeq and is a predicted model, not a curated record. The transcript has 2 exons.